Molecule: messenger RNA, 6557 nt
Organism: Anopheles nili
Lineage: Eukaryota; Metazoa; Arthropoda; Insecta; Diptera; Culicidae
Gene: rut
Product: Ca(2+)/calmodulin-responsive adenylate cyclase
Exons: 13
Coding region: 1-6531 (2176 amino acids)
Biological process (GO): intracellular signal transduction; adenylate cyclase-activating G protein-coupled receptor signaling pathway; cAMP biosynthetic process
Cellular component (GO): plasma membrane
Molecular function (GO): adenylate cyclase activity
Source: RefSeq, a predicted model, not a curated record
AUGGAUCACGCAGUGCACGCAACCCGCGGACGACCGUGGAACAAGCUGCGGUUCGAGAACAACGAGCUCGAGAGCCUGUAUCAGCGGUACACGCUGAAGCUGCAGCGUUUUUCCGUCACUGGAGUGGUCGCCUUGGUGGUCAUACUGUGCGGCGUAAUGGGCGGGCUCAGCCUCGGUUACAACCAAGCGCCAACACUACACAAUGUAUUCAACACGUUCAUGUGCCUGCUGUUCACCGUGGUGCUGGGUCUGCUGCAGUUUCGGCUUAUCCGAGACUCACAUCUUCCAUAUCUCUGCUACGGCAUCCUGUUCUUCACGGCAGCCUUCUGCUUCAUCUCGAUGCCCACGGUGGGCAUCGUGUUCCCUGUUGACACGCGCCUAGUGAUGGCUGAGGGCGUAUGGCAGAUCGUGUUUGUCAUCUUCCUUUCGUACGCCAUGAUGCCACUGCAGAUCUGGGAAGCCGCUCUGUUCGGUCUUAUCUUGCCCUCGAUACAUGUCGGACUUACCGGGUACAACAUGUACACUGGCAAUUUCCAGUACCUCGCGUACCAACAGCUUGCGGCCAACAUCGUGAUCUUCGUAGGAGUUAAUGUGGCCGGCUUCGUAGUGAACGUCAUGAUGGAGCGCGCACAGCGACGUGCCUUCCUCGACACACGAAACUGCAUCGCUGCUCGGCUAGAGAUGGAGGACGAAAACGAGAAGCUGGAGCGUCUGCUGCUCUCCGUAUUGCCGCAACACGUGGCAAUGGAGAUGAAGAACGACAUCCUGUCUCCGGUCGAGGGCCAGUUCCACAAGAUCUAUAUCCAGAAGCACGAGAACGUGAGCAUCCUUUUUGCAGACAUUGUGGGUUUCACCGUACUAGCUUCACAGUGUAGUGCUCAAGAGCUGGUACGACUGUUGAACGAGCUGUUUGGGCGUUUCGACCAGUUAGCACACGACAACCAUUGUUUGCGCAUCAAAAUCCUCGGAGAUUGCUACUACUGCGUGUCAGGUAUUCCGGACCCACGUGCGGAUCACGCACGAUGCGCUGUCGAGAUGGGCCUGGACAUGAUCGAUGCGAUCGCGUCCGUAGUGGAGCAGACCGACGUUAUCCUGAAUAUGCGCGUAGGUAUCCAUUCUGGACGCGUCCUAUGCGGUGUGCUAGGGUUGCGCAAAUGGCAGUUCGACGUCUGGUCGAAUGAUGUGACGCUAGCCAAUCAUAUGGAGAGUGGUGGUGAACCUGGCCGAGUGCAUGUGACUCGAGCUACUCUAGAUGCACUUGGCGGUGAGUACGAAGUAGAAGCCGGUCACGGAGAUACCCGUGACUCGUACUUGCGCGAUAACGAGAUCGACACCUACUUCAUUGUUCCUCCAGCUCACCGGCGUAAGCCGCUCAUGCUGAACACUCUCGGAGUUCGAUCAGCGCUUGGAGCCGCCAAUCGACGCAAGCUUUCGUUUCGUAACGUAUCGAACGUGGUGGUUCAGCUGCUGCAUACAAUUAAGUACUCCGUACCCGUGCCGUUUUCCCACAUGGCUACCGGAGGUGCAGGAUCUCCGUAUCCUAGCACCAGUGGAGGCGGUGGUGGCAGUAGUAGCGGUCCUGGUUGUAGCGGUGGUGGCGGCUCCAGUGGAGGAGGUCUCUUCUUGGACAAGAAUGCCCGCAAGGAUCCGGUGCUGCACCUGCAGCGCAUCCUUCACGCUAGUCCAUAUCCUACCGUUACUAGGGCGGGUUUUGCUGGCGGCAGCGCUGGUGGUGCCAGUAGCGGAGGUAAUGCCGGCACCGCCGGAUCCAAGGUUUCCCUCUACGAGUCGGAGUUGAGUGCAUCAAAAAACAAGGUUACGGACAAGUUCAAGCGGCCCUUUAAAAAGCGCCAUUCCAGCGUUUAUCAUCAGCCUUCGAACCGUGUCAAUAAAUUCCUAUCACAGGCGAUCGAAGCCCGCAGUGUCGAUCGGGAAAAAUCGGUGCAUGUCAAGCGUAUUUCCUUACAGUUCCGUGAGAAGGAAAAAGAACGUCAAUAUCAUCAGGACUUCGACCUCGGAUUCAGCACUGCGAUGGGUUGCAGUCUGCUGCUGCUCAUACUAAGUGCCGGAUUACAGAUUUCGGCACUGCCACGUACUUUGAUUCUGCUGUUGCUAUUUCUGACCGCCUUUGUAUGGAUUAGUGCCAUUUUGAUGCUGCUACUAGCAGUACGCCUUAAGUGGAUAUUCUGGGACCUCUCACAGAGCUUUUCCCUCCGAUUGGCCAUUACCAUUUUCACUAUCGUAUUGUUGUAUUCGGUGGGACAGGUGAACGUGUUCACCUGCUUGUCGGAUCACCCGUGUACCAGGAAUUUCACCACCGACAGUGUUCCUAGCUUGGAACUACUUGAACCACCUGGGGCCAACGAUAUGUGGAAUGGUCAGCAUCCACUAAAUAACUACAGCCACCGCAAGUGUGCCCUGCCACAGUACAUUGCUUUAUCGGCUGCAUACUCCUUUUUAUCCGUUUCCAUCUUUCUAAGACUCCCGAUACUCAUCAAAACUGUGCUUGUAACUUUGAUGGGUCUCGUGUACUGUUUGUUUAUCGAACUAUCCCACGCGAACAUCUUUGAUUGCUACGACCAGCGCGUGGUAUCGGCCAUCCCACUACACACAAUUUCGGUGGCUCGUAUCCUCAUCUUUAUGAUUGCUAUCUUAGCACACGGACGACAGGUCGAGUGGACGGCCCGAUUGGAUUUCCUUUGGCAGUUGCAGGCGUCCCAAGAGAAGAAAGAAAUGUCAGUGCUGCAGCAGUCCAAUCGACGCAUCCUCUACAAUUUGUUACCAUCACACGUCGCUGCUCAUUUUCUGGACAAUCAAUUCGCACGCAGCAACAUGGCCACCAUGCGACAGGAUUUGUAUCACCAGAGUUACAGCAAGGUGGGCGUAAUAUUCUGUAGCGUUCCCAACUUUCACGAGUUCUACACCGAGCUGGACGGCUCCAACCAAGGUGUGGAAUGUUUGCGUUUGCUAAACGAGAUCAUCGCAGACUUCGAUGAGCUGCUGUGCGAGGAACGAUUCCAUGCCAUCGACAAAAUAAAAACCGUUGGGAGCACUUACAUGGCCGCUGUAGGACUUAUACCCGAUCACAAAAUGUUAGCGACCGAUCCAGGCUCAAUGCGACGCCUUAUGACGGCGUUGAUCGACUUCGUCAAGGCGAUGCGCGUCACGCUCAAGAACAUCAACGAAAACUCGUACAACAACUUCAUGUUGCGUGUCGGUGUCAACGUGGGCCCAGUGGUGGCUGGAGUGAUUGGUGCUCGCAAACCACAGUACGAUAUCUGGGGCAACACGGUGAACGUGGCCUCACGCAUGGACUCGACCGGCAUCUCGGGCUAUACGCAGGUGACACAAGAAGUCGUUGACAGCCUGCAAGGUUCACACUUCGAGUUUCGCUGUCGAGGUCAGAUCAAGGUGAAAGGCAAGGGCGACAUGGUGACCUAUUUCCUGUGUGAGCAGAACGAGCAGCAUCUGUUUGCGACCGGGCUCGGAACGAAUGGAAUUGCGAGUGGUGCUAUCAGCUCGGGCCAGCCGUCGAUAGAUGGUGUUGGUACCACGGCCGUGCUGGCGAUGGUAGGUGCCACUGGUACUACUGGUGCCAGUGCCGGUGCAGGUCACAUUGGUGGAAGCAUUGGUACUGCUGGUAGUGCUUCGUUGGGUCGAGAUCGGCCCGGCACCUCCAUGCUACCUCAUCAGUUUAAUUUAAGCUCAGCUGGAAAUGGUGGUGGAUUUGUGCAUCAGCAGCAGGGAUCGAGCCUGCAGAUGAAGCAGCGAAUGGAUUUGGAAAGUUCUUCGAGCAAAAAUGCCCGCUGGCAGCAUGAUGGGAGCUACAGCAGCAAGAAAGAAAGCUACAACUUUCUAGAAAGCCCCAAUCUGCUUCACCAGCAACAGCAGCAGCAGCAACAGCAACAGCAGCAGCUGGCGCAAAACCAGCAGGUGCAAAUGAAGCAUAUGCAACAUCAAGGACAAGGAACCAAAAAUCCCAUGCAUUCUUUCCACUAUCAGCAGGCGUACCCAAAUCCUACGCAACAACAGCAACAGCAACAUCAUCAAAUGAAGAGUGGCUUUAAGCAGCACAACAAUAUCAACAACAAUCACAUCAUGAGUAGUGGCUUCCAUGGAGCUGAUAACUACAGCAAGCGCAACUAUGACUAUCAUAAUCACGCUUUGCAUCAGCACGGUCAGCAGGAGCAUGGUGUGCAGCUGCCGGUGUCUAAUUACAAUAUACGCGAAAAUUUCAAUAUCAUUGAAAAUCCCAACGUGACCGACAUAGACGAGAAUAACUUCAAUCACCAUCACCAUCAGCUGAUGGCCGCUGGACGAGAUCACUUAAACAACGGCCAUAAGAUACGCAACCAUCAACAUCACCAUCAUCAUCACAACAACCAGCAACAGGAGCAUCAUGAGGCUGCAUCUAGUCACAAUCCCAACAACCGCGGCACAUACGCUACCGCCUCAGAGAACGAGCCAUUGCUUGGCUCAGCAUCAGGGAUGAGCAGCGUCAUUGGCAACGCAGUUAUCAAACCCAUCCAGCAGAUCCAACAGCAGCAACAUCAGCAGCAAAUACCGAUGUAUGAACCACCGCGGUACGCCACGGCUUCAUCCGUAUUUCCGCAUGCGAUCGGUAGUGGACAAGGAUUCACGUACGGUGUAUCGCAACCGGCAGCAGUACGGCCGCAACAAACUCAGCAACAGCAGCGCCAUCAUCAUGGCAAGCAAUCCUUCAACCAGCCCAACCAGCAAUAUGCCCAUCACAACCAGCACCAUCACAACCAUCACCAUCAACAGCAUCACCCACAGAACCAGUACCAGCAGCGUCAAUCAGCGGCGGUGUUGAAGCAGUACAUCAAACCACUGCCGAAGCUGCCGACAGAGUUCGAGGAGUGUCGCGAGUUAUCCUCUACGGAUGACCUCAGCUCGAGACCACACUCACCCUCGGUCAGUUCUUCCGACGAGAGCUUCUCAAAAACCACCGAAGGUGAAGACUUCGAUGGUGAGCCACACUCACCACUACCUGUGGCAUCCGUGUUCGCAACCGGUGCUAGUUCAGGCAAUCCCCUACAAUACCUGUACCCAUGUGACAUCCAAGUCGAUCCAACAUCGCCCAAAAUGAGCCCAGUUGACUUCGCAAACAUGCAUCGAUCGGACUUCGAGGUAACGAGUACGACAGUCGAGACAAAGUCUUCGUCGGCACACAACAACGGCGAGUCCUGCAAUAGCUUCGAGUAUCUCGAGAAAGGUCCACCGUAUCCAAAGUCACCCUUUGAGCGUGAACUUCAGCGACGCAUGAACGAGUCUCAAUCUCGACCGAUGCUCGCGCAAUCCUCCAGUGCUACAGGACAGGGUGAAGUAACAAUGCAUGGUAUGACCUGUAACGGAGCCGACUUGGCUUUGCGUGAGUCAGAACAUCAAUCAGUGGGUGGCAAGGGAUCCAAUGGCAACAGCUUCGAUCAGCAGCAGGAUAACCUGCUGGAGCGGUCCAGAAAUGUCAAUAAUAUACUGAUCGUCAAGCAUCCUGGCACGUUGGAAGCCAUCAAAGAGGCAACUCGCAAUAAGAAUCCUUCCGAAUCGAGUCACUUACAAACUUCGGACACGGAAUCAUGCGAAAUAAUCCACGACUAUCGCUUGGGUGGCAACGAUCGCCUGAACGACCUGCAAACUCGCCUACAACAGCAACAGCUCAAUCAAACGCAGCAACAACAUCGCCAUCGGAAUUUCCACGCCACAAAAUCGACGAAUGACGCCUCGUCGAACAUCGAAGCAGAUGAGGAUAUGUGUAGUUCGAAUGACGGACACUAUCGUCGUCGGAAACGUGAGCAGACAGACCACGACGGACAAGGCGUUGACGAUGACGAAGAGGAUGAGGAUGAUGACGACGUGGACGAGGAACCGGAAGAAGACGACGACGAUGAGGAUGAAGACGAAGAUGACGAUGAUGAUGAUGAAGAAGAGAGCAAUGGCCAACGUCGAGAGCAGCGUCAAUUACGUUCGAUUUCGAAUCGCCAGCAACGCCCUCAUGAACGACGAGAACGUCGAACCAGCAGUUCAGAACCCAACGGGUCUGCAACACGUAACUACAUCACAGAUGAGCUGAAGUACGGUGCAGGUCAUGGUCAGGUGGACCGCGAAGGAAGUGGCCAACGGGACAACAACAGUUCAACACACCACAAUCAUCAGUCGCUCGACUCCAAUCCGGUCGAAAGCCAGUCCGAGUGGAGUGACGAUGAAUGCCGAGAGGAGGCUACUGGUGGAGCCGAAAGUACGGGUUACAUCACCGAUGAACCGGGUCUGGAAAACAUAUCCCUACUGAACGAAGCCGGUCUGACGGAUGCCGAAGGUGCUCUGUCGGACGUGAACUCGCUCUACAACGCACCGGAUGUGGACGACACCUCCAUAUCGUCACGUGCCAGCAGCCGGCUCUUGAGCCUCGACUCCCUCAGUGGGCUAUACGACUGCGAUCUGGAUUCGAAGCACGAGAUGGCGAUUGUGAGCGCGUCGCACAAAAUUACCAACAAGUUUGGGCCCAUCGGAUGAGAACAUCCGGAGCCAGCACAGCAGCA